Messenger RNA from Solanum dulcamara, 1182 nucleotides. RefSeq names its product putative B3 domain-containing protein At5g35780. NCBI's taxonomy places the organism in Eukaryota, Viridiplantae, Streptophyta, Magnoliopsida, Solanales, Solanaceae. Gene Ontology annotation, molecular function: DNA binding. The transcript has a single exon. Bases 68 to 1174 code for a protein of 368 amino acids. The record is from RefSeq and is a predicted model, not a curated record.
ACUAUUAUUUCUUUCAAUCUUUUCUUUCUCUCUAUAGUGUUUUUGAUUUAUUCGAGCAACAUACAAUAUGGUUUACACAUUGUUGACUCUAGACGAUUUUUCGGGCAUGGAAUUCACGUCCAACAUGAAGUGUAUGGACUAUUUGCUUCUUGUUUCUGAAACCUCCUACUUAAAAUCCAUGUAUCGUGAAGAAGACAACUUAAUUGCCGAGCAAGACAAAGAAUUCCGUAUCAAGAAAGAAGAAAAGAUCACACAGAAUAUUCGGUCCAUCUUAUCAUCAUUCCCACAUGUUCUUGAUCAAGAUAAAUCAGUUCUUGGUCUUGUUGUCCCAAAGGGGAGACGAUCAAUGCCAAAGAAACGUCGUCGAAGAGUAGUUACUGAACGAUUCUUGUGCGAUGGGGGUGAUGAAUCAAUGAUCAAGAAAGCUGUGGAAAAUAAAUAUGAAGAUUACGAAGAAGCAAAACCAAUCAAACUCGAUUGGUCUGUUAUUGCUGCCAAGUUUGUAAGACCAAUUGGUGUCACUGUCAACAAUCAAGAAUUACUCGAAAGCAGAGUAAAGGCGGCUGAUAAUAGGGAAAACAGAGGAAUCAAAAACAAUUACAGGGGAAGUACUAAUUUUGGAAAAAGAUCACUAGAGGUAGCCAAUGGUGAUUUCAGCAAUCAAGAGGCUGCAAGGCAAAAGAAGAGGAACAUUAUUGCUAGAGUUGUACCCGUGGCGCCUCCUGUUGUAAUGAUCAACAGAGAAUUGAGUAUCGAAUUCAAGAAUCUGAUUACAUUCAAUGGGGGUUUACUUGAAUCAGCUAAAUUGGUUAUUGAAAAAAGACUAUUCGAGACGGAUGUUAAACCAGCAGAAGGAAGAUUUUCAAUCCCACAAAACCAGAUGAGUAAUAAUUUUCUAAAGCCUGAUGAAGAAGAACUUUUGAAUAGACGCAAUGAGGCUAAUAAAAUGUGUGAGAUGAAUGUGAUGUUGAUUGAACCUUCGCAUCGAGUAGGUGAAAUCAAUCUGAGAAAAUGGACUAUGAAUAAAAAUAAUGGGAAAGCAAGUUCAAGUUAUGUGUUGGUUAAACACUGGAAUGAUGUGACAAGAAGGAAUCGUUUGAAAAGUGGUAUGAAGAUGCAGUUGUGGGCAUUCCGAAAGGAUGAAGAAUUGUGUUUUGCCUUGGUUAAUGUUUAAGAUUUCAA